Messenger RNA from Tauraco erythrolophus (red-crested turaco), 2350 nucleotides. NCBI's taxonomy places the organism in Eukaryota, Metazoa, Chordata, Aves, Musophagiformes, Musophagidae. The record is from RefSeq and is a predicted model, not a curated record.
AUGGGGAGGUGGAGUGUUUUUGCAAAGCAGCAGUUGAAUAUUCAAAUAAAAACUUUGGCAGAUGAUGUGCGUGACAGAAUAACAAGCUUCAGAAAAUCGGCAGUGAAAAAAGAGAAACCUCUCAUUCAGCAUCCAAUUGACUCUCAACCUUCUAUAAGUGAAAUCCCGCUUGCCCAGACACUUGUUGAUGAGCGUUGCAUGAACUUAUCAGAAAAAGAAGUCAUGGAUCUCUUUGAAAAAAUGAUGGAAGACAUGAAUCUAAAUGAAGAACGUAAAGCUCCUUUGAGAGACAAAGACUUGACCACAAAACGGGAGAUGGUUGUCCAAUACAUUUCUGCAACUGCCAAAUCUGGUGGACUGAAAAACAGCAAGCAUGAAUGCACACUGUCCUCACAAGAAUAUAUUCAUGAAUUGCGAUCUGGAAUUUCAGAGGAAAAGCUUCUUAAUUGUCUAGAGUCUUUGAGAGUGUCUCUAACUAGCAAUCCAGUCAGCUGGGUUAACAAUUUUGGACAUGAAGGUCUUGGACUUUUGUUGGAUGUCUUGGAAAAGCUUCUGGACAAGAAACAGCAAGAAAGUAUUGAUAAGAAGAAUCAACAUAAACUCAUCCAGUGCCUCAAAGCAUUUAUGAACAAUAAGUACGGAUUGCAAAGGUUUCUAGGAGAUGAAAGAAGUCUCUUGCUGUUAUCAAGAGCAAUUGAUCCAAAGCAACCACACAUGAUGACUGAAACAGUGAAAAUACUUUCUGCUAUCUGCAUUGUUGGAGAGGAAAAUAUUCUGGACAAGCUUUUAGGUGCUAUAACAACUGCUGCUGAAAGGCACAAUAGGGAACGUUUUUCCCAGAUUGUUGAAGGACUGGAAAACCAUGAAUUUCUUCAACUGCAGGUAGCAUGUAUGCAGCUCAUCAAUGCCCUUGUUACAUCUCCAGAAGAUCUUGAUUUCAGGAUACACCUGAGAAAUGAGUUUUUACGUUGUGGCCUGAAGAAAAUAUUGCCUGGCUUGAAAGAUAAGGAUAAUGAGGAGCUCGAUAUUCAGCUGAAAGUGUUUGAUGAGAACAAAGAAGACGACUUAAUUGAACUGUCACAUCGUCUCAAUGAUAUCAGAGCUGAAAUGGAUGAUGUGAAUGAAGUAUUUCAUCUGCUGUAUAAUAUGUUGAAAGAUACUUCCUCUGAAAAUUAUUUCCUGUCAAUUCUCCAACAUUUCCUUCUCAUCAGGAGUGAUUACUAUGUCCGACCUCAGUAUUACAAGAUAAUAGAAGAAUGCGUAUCACAGAUAGUAUUGCACUGCAGUGGCAUGGACCCAGAUUUUAAAUGCAGAGGAAGAAUGGAUGUGGAUUUUACUCAUCUUGUUGAUGCAUGUGUGGACAAAGCUAAAGUAGAAGAGAGUGAAAAGAAAGCAGCAGAAUUUUCCAGAAAGUUUGAUGAAGAGUUCACAGCUCGACAAGAGGCACAAGCAGAGCUUCAGAAAAGAGAAGAGAAAAUCAAAGAACUUGAAACAGAAAUCAAACAGCUACGAACCCAGGUAAUAAAACUAAAGCACAAUAAUUUUCUGCCAACUGUUGCAUUAUAACUUGUUAAACUGACAGAAGUAGCACCAUUACCUCCAGCCCUACCAAGUGAGAAUGUGCCACCACCUCCAGCGCCUCUUCUACCUGGUGGAGCAAUACCUCCUCCUCCUCCACUGCCUCCACUACCUGGUGGAGCAGCACCCCCUCCAGCGCCUCCUCUACCUGGUGGAGCAAUACCUCCCCCUCCUCCUCCAGCUCCUCCGCUGCCUGGUGGAGCAGUGCCACCUCCAGCUCCUCCGCUACCUGGUGGAGCAAUACCACCUCCAGCUCCUCCGCUACCUGGUGGGGCAAUACCACCUCCAGCUCCUCUGCUACCUGGUGGGGCAGUACCACCUCCAGCUCCUCCACUACCUGGUGGGGCAGUACCACCUCCAGCUCCUCCGCUACCUGGUGGGGCAGUACCACCUCCAGCUCCUCCGCUACCUGGUGGAGCAAUACCACCUCCUCCACCUCCGCUACCUGGUGGAGCAAUACCACCUCCUCCACCUCCGCUACCUGGUGGAGCAGCGCCACCUCCUCCACCACUGCCUUUUGGUGGGCCUCCGAUGCCACCAGCUCUUGGAGGUGUUCCUUUUGCUCCUUUUCCGGUGAUACCAGCAUUACCACAUGGGAUGAAGGAGAAGAAAAAGUAUAAGCUAGAAGUCUCAAUGAAGAGAAUCAACUGGUCAAAGAUUGAGCCUCAAGAGAUAACAGAAAACAGCUUUUGGGUGAAAGCUGAAGAAGAUAAAUUUGAAAACCCAGAAUUGUUUGCAAAAUUGGCACUUACCUUUGGAACACAAAUUAAAG